AUGGCUUCCUCUCGCUGGUGGCUCUACGUACAGGCCCUCGUAUGGCGGUUCCUGAUGCGCAUCGGCAUGUUCAUUCAUGACAUCGGCCCACCCCGACCCCCGCGACCGUUAUUUACCCGCUCCGUCCAAGUCGACAAACAACACUCCAUCGUCUUACAUUUCUACGUCCCACCAAACUACCACGAACAACGACGCCUGGGCCACCGAUUCCCAGUAUGUGUCAACUUCCAUGGAGGUGGCUUCACACUCGGGGCCGCCACGGAUGACUCUCGCUGGGCGAGAUCCGUAUUAGAGCACGUUGGCGCGGUCAUCGUCAGUGUCAGCUAUCGGCGAGCCCCAGAGCAUCCUUACCCGGCUGCUGUGGACGACGGCGUCGAAGCACUCUUAUAUCUGGCCAUGCACGCCGGUGAACUAGGUCUGGAUGCUAGCAGGGUGGCGCUGAGCGGGUUCUCGGCGGGUGGCAAUUUGGCCGUGACUGUGCCCUUGCGGUUACGGGGCCGUAUCUCGUCGGAAAUCAAAGAGAACCUGGGCCGAGCGGACUCAACACAGAACCUUCUGAGCCAGGUCGCGGAUUUGAAUAUCGUCGCUCUGUUCUGUUGGUACCCCAUUCUGGAUUUCCAGGAAUCUCGUGACCAUCGCCGGGCCAUGAGUCUCAUGCCGGACAAGACUCUCCCCGCUUUCUUCACCACUUUGUUCGACAACUCUUACCUACCUGAUCUGGACGAGCGUACUUCACCAUAUGCCUCUCCCAUCCAUGCAUCCGAUCGUCUCUUGUCCGAAGGUCUUCCCCGUGAUGUUUUCCUGUUCAUCUGUGAGUGGGACAUGUUGAUGAAGGAGGGUCAGGCUUUCGUGCGUCGUUUAGAAACGCUCGGUAAGCGUCCUCGUGCCAUGUUGAUCGAGAAAGCUUGCCACGCCUGGGACAAGUCAGCCAAUCCUUGGCGAGACCAAGAUAGCGUGGACGUAUUGUAUCGGGAUGCAUGUGCGUCCAUGAAGGGAAUCUUCGAUCGGUGA
This is a messenger RNA of Penicillium salamii, 1011 nucleotides long. NCBI's taxonomy places the organism in Eukaryota, Fungi, Ascomycota, Eurotiomycetes, Eurotiales, Aspergillaceae. The record is from the annotation of a GenBank genome assembly.